UCUAGACGCUGUCGUUUGAACAUAGUAGUGUGUUUUCUUUUCUGCCUUUUGUUCUGCGCUAAUGUUCUAUAGUUUCACAAGUAUUUAUUUUUAGGUAACACAUCUUUUUUCCGAUUCAAAUCAUGUCUACAAAGAAACUGGCCAAAGAAUUGGGAUUCCUGAGGCAGCGAUGUCAGUCCUCCAGUGGACUGAAGACGUCUGUGAUAUCCAAUCAAGUAUUUUCAUACCUGAUUGUGAUUGAUUUUGAGUCAACUUGCUGGAGAGAGAAAAACAACAGGACUCAGGAAAUCAUCGAGUUCCCUGCUGUUCUGUUGAACACGUCCACGGGUGAGGUCGAGUCUGAGUUUCAUACAUACGUUCAGCCCCAAGAACAUCCAAUCCUGUCCCAGUUCUGCACUGAGCUGACUGGGAUUACACAGACACAAGUUGAGGCAGGAAUCCCCUUACACAUCUGUCUGUCUCGGUUCAGCCGUUGGCUCCAGACUCAGCAGCUGCAGAUGGGAUUUGGCUUUCCCAACAAAAAACUUUCACUCUCUCAGAAAUCCUGUACCUUCCUCACAUGGUCGGACUGGGAUCUGGGCGUGUGUUUGCAGUAUGAGUGUAAACGCAAACAGAUCCAUAAACCUGAUGUCCUUAACAGCUGGAUUGACCUGAGAAGCACAUACAGGCUCUUUUACAACCGAAAACCUAAAGGACUGAAUGGGGCGCUGCAAGAUCUGGGAAUACAGUUUUCUGGGAGAGAACAUUCUGGUUUAGAUGAUGCCCAGAAUACAGCUCGGCUAGCAGCGAGGAUGAUGAGAGAUGGGUGUGUGAUGACGAUCACCAGGAGUCUGGAGCGGACUUUAUCUGUGGCCAAACCCAUGUUUGGAAACACAUGUCCCACAAACAAAGAAAAUCUCUGCCUCAGUAAAGUGGAAAACAUGCUAACCACAAACAAAACCACCUCAUCCACGGCGAUUCUUCCAAUAUCAUCCUGCUCGGAGAAGAUUGUGAGGAAUCUAGACAGAAAUACAGAGCAAAGUUGCGCUGAAGAAUUAGUUCAAGUCUGCACUCUAGUGUCAGCGAAAACGCUGCUGAAUGGAAGGACUAUGGCAGUGUGCAUCACUAAUCCUGCCUCAGUCAAAGUUAAUUGUCUUUCACCACAUGGUGAUGGUGUCGUUCUGUGUUCCACCACAUUGGGUUGUCCCUCCAAUAUGCCUCCACCAAGUGACCCCUCACGGACAAGAACGGAAGGAUUUGAGGAGGAGGAAGACCUUUUCGUGGAACCAGAGGAGAGGUGUAGCUCUUAUGAUGCUGUAGUCUUGGAGGCUGGUGUUUUUAGUGAAGAACGUGACGUGGAGUACAUGUCAGAUUUUGAUAGUGGAUGCUGUUUGUGGGAUGGUCUGGAUAAUUCACACUCACCCGAGGGACGCUGCACUCUGAAAAACAGCAUCAGCACAAUGAUGUCCACUGACUCUAAUUCCCCAUCCUUGAAGACAAGAUUCCAUCCUAAUGUCUCUCCUCACUUACACAAGAUGCAGCAACGCUCGUCAGUCACCCUGAAACCAGUAACUUUGGUCUCAGACUCAUAUCAACACUCUCAAGCUCUCGAUAAGUCACAUAAUUCUCACAAGAACUGUAAAACAAACAUUGUCUCCCCUUUCACGUCCAAGACGUUUGUCCCAGAAAAGACAUCUACCCCUAAUGUCUCAUUUGUCAGGCGUAAGACAAAUGAACCGUGUUACAAAAGAAACAAAGCUUCUUUUACAAUCUACAGUGAUGCAGCCACAGGUGACACCUCCUGUGGCCGCUUGUGUCCCGCCCCCAGGAGUGUCCUCUCAUCUGUCUCAAUCAACACGUUCUCAUCUAUCAACUGUUCAACCACGUCUGCAACACCGAGGAUCACAUCACCACUGUGUGCGUGCGGACGCCGCACAAAGCGACAGAUCGUCUCCAAUGGCGGACCAAACCAUGGGCGGGGCUUUUACUGCUGUCCGGUCCGUCGUUCUAGCGGCGGAGGCAGGAUCCACAAGGGGUGCCAGUUCUUUAAGUGGGAGUCGGCUCUUAUAAAGGGUAGCACACAGGUUUCUCCUGCUGGUGGCUCAUCUGUCUCACUCUGUCAAAUGAACUCAGCUGUCUUGUGUCCACCAGCACAGAGGUCAAAAUUAAGAUAGAUCUGCUAACAAAAACUGCAGUGAUGUUUCAAGUGGAUUAUGUCACAUUUCACUGGAUUUGUUUGGCACAUUUGUCAUGACUUUUGUAACUUAUUAAAUUGAAAGAUAACACUAAUUAUGGUUGUCUGUACAGUUAACUAUUUUAAUUAUGUGCAUGUACAGU
Molecule: messenger RNA, 2316 nt
Organism: Thalassophryne amazonica
Lineage: Eukaryota; Metazoa; Chordata; Actinopteri; Batrachoidiformes; Batrachoididae
Gene: eri2
Product: ERI1 exoribonuclease family member 2
Exons: 9
Coding region: 123-2153 (676 amino acids)
Biological process (GO): exonucleolytic trimming to generate mature 3'-end of 5.8S rRNA from tricistronic rRNA transcript (SSU-rRNA, 5.8S rRNA, LSU-rRNA)
Molecular function (GO): zinc ion binding; 3'-5'-RNA exonuclease activity; nucleic acid binding
Source: RefSeq, a predicted model, not a curated record